Babjeviella inositovora NRRL Y-12698 is the source of this 690-nucleotide messenger RNA. Its product is annotated as peptidylprolyl isomerase. The transcript has a single exon. Gene Ontology annotation, biological process: protein peptidyl-prolyl isomerization; protein folding. NCBI's taxonomy places the organism in Eukaryota, Fungi, Ascomycota, Pichiomycetes, Serinales. Gene Ontology annotation, molecular function: peptidyl-prolyl cis-trans isomerase activity. The record is from RefSeq and is a predicted model, not a curated record. The coding region runs from base 29 to 568 and encodes 179 amino acids.
UGGACCUUGCCUUUCAUCCCCAUCCACAAUGUUCUCCAGAGCCACCAUCCGUACGUUCUCCACCUCUACCGUUGCCAUGGGCAAGAAGGUUUUCUUCACCCCAUCGAUCAACGGUCAGAUCCAGCCAAGAAUCGAGUUCGAAUUGUACGACGACGUCGUUCCAAAGACCGCUGAAAACUUCCGUGCCUUGUGCACCGGUGAAAAGGGCUUCGGUUACGCCAAGUCCAGCUUCCACAGAGUUAUCCCGCAGUUCAUGUUGCAGGGCGGUGACUUUACCCGCGGUAACGGUACCGGUGGUAAAUCCAUCUACGGCGAAAAAUUCGCCGAUGAGAACUUCGCCAAGAAGCACACCAAGCCGGGUUUGUUGUCCAUGGCCAACGCUGGUCCGAACACCAACGGGUCCCAGUUCUUCAUCACUACCAUUGCCACCCCGUGGUUGGACGGUGCUCACGUCGUUUUCGGUGAAGUCACUAAGGGUUAUGAAACCGUCGAGGCCAUCGAGGCCGUUGGCUCCCAGUCCGGUGCUACCAGAGCCCGCGUCGUCAUUGAAGAGUGUGGUGAGUUGUAAGUAAUUCCUAUGAACAGUUUGAAUCAAUUUAAUGAUAUACCGAUAAGUGUAAGGAGGUGAUAUUUUAAAAAGAGAAAGAAAGCUGUAAGAGGCGAUUUCCGCUAAAGACAGUGAAGAUAUGG